CAUACAUACCAACCCUCACACAAUGACUGUUCCCACAAUGGAGCUGACGGAGGAGGAGACGGCGGCUAAGCAGUACUUUAUAACGCUGUUUGCGGCCUUCGGCAAACCGUGCGAUGUUGGCACAGGAGCGAGCUUAGAAACGCGUCUACCCACCUGGUUUGACGAGGCCAAGUUCAAGCGGGGCCAGAAGUUCUACAACGACAACCGGUUUGGCAUCCUGCAGGCCAACUUCUGCAGCUUGCUGGUGUUGCUGGCCGAUCCGAAGGGCUUACGCAUCCUCGAACACACGGGCAAAUCCAGCACGAUGGAAACGGCCCGCAAACGAUACGUGUCCACUUUCAUACACUUGAGCGAUUGGUACGAGAGUGAUCUGGUUCCCGGAUCGCGGUCUUGGAAAUCACUCUCGCAGGUUCGCCGGAUGCACCUGAGUGCUUCGAACAGUGCCACAAAGCGCAACCUCGGCUUCAUCAGCCAACCGGAAAUGGCCCUUACCACGUUUGGGUUCAUGGGAUUUCCACUGAUUCGUCCACACCUACUCGGUAUCCGUUACGACAAUCGUGAGGAUCGCGAAGCGUUUGUGCACUUUUGGGCGGUAAUCGGGUUCAUGUUGGGUGUCGAGGAUGUCUACAACAUGUGCCUGCAUCGGUUGGAGGUGGUCGAGAUGAUCUGCCGCAUGGUGAUGCGGUACGUGUUCUUGCCAUCACUGCAGCUUGAGACGCCACUUUUCCGCCAGAUGAUUGGUGCCAUCGUGGAUGCGUUCACCGGCUACAUGCCGUUCGUGUCGUAUGAGAGCGUGCUGUUUCUGACACGGCGCCUUGUCGGCAUUCCCGGCUAUCAGUACGCGGUGGAUCUCCAGAAAGAGCAAAUUUGCCGACCGCUACUGACAAAGCAGGAGCUGGAUGGCGUGCUAGAAUAUAUGACUCCGCGGGAAGGCUACCGGCAGGUGAUCGCAAUGUACCGCGCCAUCUUCAGCGACAAGCUGCGAUUGUACACGGUGAAGGAUCUGGCGGAUGAGAUCAACCACAACUACCAGGAGACGUCCUCGGAGGGAACGAAUGGGACGUACACGAAGCUCCCAAGCGAGGAAGAUGACGAUCUGCAACGCCAGAAGGCGUCUGAGCGGCAGCUUCGCGAACUGCUUGGUCUGACGUACAACCAGGAGCUGGUCAUGACGACCGUGGAUGAUGAGACCGAGUGGAGCUCAUACCUGAGCGAUGUCAAGCUGAAGCAGCUGUCUUCUCGUGGUCAAACAAACGUGCGCGUGACAGCACAGAGCCUCAAUCUGUGCUAUACCACGAUUGGGCGGUUCACAAACGAGACAGCCCUUUCAUUCAUUUUGUAUCGUGUGAAGCGACUCCACGGAAAGUGAGGAGAGAUCUGCCCAUUGGCACCAGCAACGCAUGACAACGAAACAUGAACACCGGAGCUACCGGGCAACGAAAUUGUAAUGGUAAACAACGAUUAGAGGGUAAUAAUGAUGUAGAGAUAGAGAACUAUUACGGCGUAUGGUUGCAAACAGACAUGUACCUUCAACGGAAAAUAAGGGUGUGAAUG
Molecule: messenger RNA, 1554 nt
Organism: Anopheles nili
Lineage: Eukaryota; Metazoa; Arthropoda; Insecta; Diptera; Culicidae
Exons: 3
Coding region: 23-1369 (448 amino acids)
Molecular function (GO): oxidoreductase activity
Source: RefSeq, a predicted model, not a curated record